AUGGCGCAUGGAGAGGAUCGGCACAGUCUGAAAGCCAAAUUUGCUGCUUCGGUCAAAGUGAUUAGGAGUCUACCUAAAGAAGGUCCCUUCCAGCUGUCAGAUGACAUGAUGCUGAUGUUUUAUAGUUACUAUAAGCAAGCCACCGUAGGGCCUUGCACCAUUACCAGACCAACUGGGUUCUGGGAAUCACAUGGAAAAAACAAAUGGGAUGCCUGGAGCUCUUUAGGAAACAUGACGAAGGAGGAAUCCAUGAAGAAUUAUGUUGAAAACAUCCAGCUGAUUUUGGAGACAAUGCCAGUAUCCAAUGAAGUUUCUGACUUGGUGCAGAAGCUUGGGAACUUCUACAUAGAAGAAGAGGAUGGGGGUGAAGAGAAUGAGGAGAACAGGAGACCUUUCACAAGACCUUAUGCAAAGCAAGCAGGCUUUGGAGAUCUGUGGGAUGAUAUACAAAACUUUGAAGAAGAAUGUGGCAUGAGUUUUAAUGGAAAGGUGGCAGUAGGAUACGAGGAUGGUAGUGAAUAUCUCAGAAAUGAUGGCGUGGUGGACAAAAACAAUAUAGAUGAAGACGAGGCAAAAAUACAAGAGUGGAGCUCUGAGCCAAGACUGCAGGACGCAGGUUGGAGGUGUUACACCAGAGGUUCUAGCAGCAGUGUGGAGCCUAGCACGUCAUCUUUGACCCACAGCUCCCUCAAUAGUGAAGUGGAGGAGGAAGAGCUGGCCUACUCUAAAGAAUGCAGCACAUGCAACCCCAUCCACACACAGAUAACUGAAUGCUAUGAAGUUUCGAACAACUAUGACUUAAAAGACUCCGAUAAUGAGGAAUUCUGUGAUUCUAUGGAUCAUCCAGCCAUGGAGAAGAUUCUGUCUCUUUCAAAUCCACGAUUGGGUGGAUCAACAUCUGCUUUGGGGAAGGAGCAAGAUCUUUGGUUUGAGAGCUCAUCCACCCUUAGUGCAGACCAUCUGCGACAAGCUGAUUCUUACCAUGAAGAAUCCUAUAUAUUUGUUAGAGAGUCUCAGCCACCAAAGACUGCUUGGAGUUCUCAGCUAUGUUUGCCUACCUGUGACAGCGCGUCACGGUGCACACGCCACAGCCGUGCUUCUUGGGAGAAUAUUAAUGAGCAGAUAGUUGCUGCUCUUUUGAGAUUGCAAGAUGACAUGACCAACGUAUUGCAUCGUCUGAACACAUUGGAAGGGCUCUCUUUGACACAGGUAGCCAAGUCUCUUGGGUCAUCACCAAGAUGUUCGGAUGCUCUACCUGUAGUGCAGAAGUUUUUGACACCGUCAUGGUGGCCUUUUAACCAUUCUCCAGUUACCGUGGUGAUGACAGCACUAUGGCCUGCAGUUGCUUAUGGUUUGGUCCAGAUGUACUCACGACAAAAGAAACGGUAA
This is a messenger RNA of Nerophis lumbriciformis (worm pipefish), 1389 nucleotides long. Lineage: Eukaryota; Metazoa; Chordata; Actinopteri; Syngnathiformes; Syngnathidae. The record is from RefSeq and is a predicted model, not a curated record.